AUGGCUGUGAAUUGGCCUAGAAGAUGGGGUCAUGUGCAGAAAUUGACAGAAAGAUCUGGACCAUUUGCUCAUCCAGAUUUCGAGGCCAGUGAAGAGACAUUGACUUUUCUGCAAGAUACCUGUCAUAUACUGAUUAUUGGUGCUGGUGGAUUAGGCUGUGAACUGUUAAAAGAUUUAGUUUUACUGGGAAUAAGAAAUAUUGAUGUUAUUGAUAUGGACACAAUUGAUGUUUCUAACUUAAACAGACAAUUUCUAUUCAGACCUAAAGAUGUGGGGAAAACAAAAGCUGAAACAGCUGCUAAUUUUAUAAAUCAAAGAAUUCCUGGAGCCAAUGUGAAAGCCUAUUUUGCAAAGAUACAAGACUAUGAUACAGAUUUCUAUAGAAAAUAUCAUAUCAUAGUGUGUGGAUUAGAUUCAAUUGUUGCAAGAAGAUGGAUAAAUGGAAUGUUGGUAAGUUUAGUAAAGUAUGAAGAUGGAGAAUUAGAUCAAUCAAGUUUAAUUCCUAUGGUAGAUGGUGGAACAGAAGGUUUUAAAGGAAAUGCUAGAGUCAUACUACCUGGUUUAACACCAUGUAUAGAUUGUACAUUAGACCUGUAUCCUCCACAGGUUAAUUUUCCACUAUGUACUAUUGCUCAUACACCACGAUUACCUGAACAUUGUAUUGAAUAUAUCAGAAUAUUAUUAUGGCCUAAAGAAGAACCUUUCGGUGAGGGUGUAAUAAUAGAUGGAGAUGAUCCCAGUCAUAUUAACUGGAUUUUAAAGAAAUCAUUAGAAAGAGCUAAAGAAUACAAUAUAAGUGGUAUAACUUACAGAUUAACACAAGGAGUUGUAAAAAGAAUUAUUCCAGCCGUAGCCUCUACUAAUGCUGUAAUUGCAGCUGCCUGUGCUACUGAAGUAUUUAAGUUAGCUACAAGUUGUUGUCAGCCAUUAAAUAAUUAUAUGAAUUUUACUGAUAUAGAUGGUGUUUAUACCUAUACAUUUGAAGCUGAGAAGAGGGUUGAUUGCCCAGCUUGUAGUCAAAAACCUCAGAAUAUAAAUUUUACAGAGACAGAUAAAUUACAAGAUAUCAUCAACUAUUUAACAGAAAAUGUAACUUAUCAAAUGAAGUCACCAAGUAUAACCACAGUAAUUAAUGGUAAAAAUAAAACUCUGUAUUUACAGUCAGUGAAAUCUAUAGAAGAACAAACAAGAGGAAAUCUCAAGAAGACAUUAUCAGAUUUGGGAUUAGUGAAUGGCUGUGAACUUUAUGUAGCAGAUCCAACAACACCAACUUCAUUAACAUUUAUUUUACAAUUAGCUACCAAUAUGGAAUAA
Lottia gigantea (owl limpet) is the source of this 1314-nucleotide messenger RNA. RefSeq lists its product as hypothetical. Gene Ontology annotation, molecular function: NEDD8 activating enzyme activity. Gene Ontology annotation, biological process: protein neddylation. Bases 1 to 1314 code for a protein of 437 amino acids. The record is from RefSeq and is a predicted model, not a curated record. The transcript is spliced from 15 exons. NCBI's taxonomy places the organism in Eukaryota, Metazoa, Mollusca, Gastropoda, Lottiidae. Gene Ontology annotation, cellular component: cytoplasm; nucleus.